AUGGCUCCCGCUUCGGAUACAACUACAUCAGCUCAGCUCACCAAGAACCCCAAGANNUCAAGGGAAGAAUGGAAGCGCAAUGUGUGGACACAGAGAACAGCCACCCGACUCCUAGCCGAAGACGACAGAAUGAUCAAACUAAAAUCGAAAGAAGAGAGAUCUCCAAAAGUUUGCAGUGUGCACAGAGCAUUGCUUUGCUUCUACUCGCCUUAUCAUGACAGACUUCUCAACGGAGAGUUCGCUGAGGGUUUAGUGACUCCCACUAAGCCUUUGAUCAUCAACGCUGGUGCAAGUGUUCUGAGCCUUUUUCUCACAUGGCUUUACACAGGAAAUGUCGACGUGGCCCCUCCACUAGACGAGAACGAUGAUGAUACUUUUAAUGAAUGGCACACUGGCACCGCAAAGCUUUACACCUUUGCUGACGAACUCAACUGUGUUGCACUGCAGCGUUCGAUCAUGUCAAGACUGGUAGAGCACUGCAAGACUGUAUCAAGGUUGGUGAGCCUUAGAACCAUUCGAAGCAUAUCAAACAGCUCACUUGACCACGAGAGUGAAGAGGAGCGCAGAGCUACUUGUGGAGCCCCCGAUAUCGAGUUCCAAGAUGACCAGAGAGAGUUUCUAAACUUCGACAGUGAAUCAGAAUCAGAAUCAGACCGAGAGUCAAAUCCCGAUACCGAAUCAACUGUGCUGCGCAACAAGCCAGUCGAGAGGAAGCGCGAUCAUGAGGACGAAGAUGCAGCCAUUUUGAAGACCAAGCGUGUUAAGACGACUUGA
Molecule: messenger RNA, 774 nt
Organism: Aureobasidium musti
Lineage: Eukaryota; Fungi; Ascomycota; Dothideomycetes; Dothideales; Saccotheciaceae
Source: the annotation of a GenBank genome assembly